GUUCUGGAGAACCAGCCUCUGAGAGCAGUGCAUCCGCAGAGAGAAGAUAAAGAAUCACCAGCCGGAGAAAUCCCAUCCAGACGAAUUACACCAGCUUAAUCUCACAUUUAUUAACCGAUGGCUGCGAAGAAAUGGAAACUGACGCCUCAUGCUGUAACGGAAAGCGCAUCUUCCUUCAUAGCGCAUAUCAACCACAACAGUAACAACAACAACAACAACAACAAAGACAGCGAGGCGAGCGAAGAAGCAGCAUCAACGGCCACGACAGUUCCUGUGGAGGUGAGCGGGGAAGACAACAGUCCGGCAGACGGCGGUUUCUCUAGGGCUAGUGGGGGAAACGGAAACGGCAAGUGGGUCCGGCUGAACGUGGGUGGUACAGUGUUUCUCACCACACGGCAGACGCUGCUGAAGGAGCAAACCUCGUUUUUGUAUCGUCUGUGCCAGCAGCAGGACCUCCAGUCUGACACGGAUGAAACGGGUGCCUACGUAAUCGACAGAGACCCUACAUAUUUUGGUCCUAUACUCAACUACCUUCGACAUGGGAAACUGGUGUAUAACAAGGAACUGGCCGAAGAAGGUGUCUUGGAGGAGGCAGAGUUUUACAACAUUACGCCAUUAAUAAAAUUAAUUAAAGAGAGGAUCCUAGAGCGAGAUUGUAAAGCGUCUCAGGUGCCUCCAAAGCAUGUGUACAGGGUGUUGCAGUGCCAGGAGGAGGAGCUGACUCAGAUGGUGUCCACCAUGUCGGAUGGCUGGAAGUUUGAGCAGGUCAGCGUGCGAGCCUGCCGAAAGCCCCGCCCUGGACUGCUCUGGACUAUGGUGAACAUUGGUUCGUCCUAUAGCUAUGGCACAGAGGACCAGGCUGAGUUCCUCUGUGUUGUGUCCAAAGAGCUGCACACAUCUGGUGGUGGUAUUGGGAUCGAGCAGAGCCACAGGACUAAGACAUCAGAGAUUCAGGAGGAAGAAGGAGCAAAGGAUGAGCAGGAGGAGGAGAGCGACAGCAAUGCCAGCGCUAAUGAGUGGAUUAGAGAUUAGGAGGCUUGUGUCAUUGUUCCAGUCGCAGCAAUGGUUUUUCCAGAUUCAUGGAUCCCAGACAUAGAGAGCCCACUUCAUCUUCACUUUUGUCAAGUUUCCAGAUCCAGUUUUGGAUGACCAUAAUUACCCUUAAGAACUACUGAAUUUUCCUUCUCAGAGAGCAGUGGGGGGAAAAUGAUCCACCUUAUAACCAGUGGCAAAAAUACAGUGUAAGAAGUUUGAAAUGGAUUAAGGAUGCAUUAAGGAUGUCUAAAAGGAAGAGUGAGGUAUGAGGUAUUACUGCAUAAACAAAACAUAUUUUAGUAAUCUGUAACCAAAGAGAAAACUAAUCGUGGUAUAGGAUUAGUGAUGGGAAAAAUUCCAGUGCACUGUUGGGAUAAAAUAACGUGUUUUAAAACAUUGUGAGCCCCCAGCUGGGAAAAUAAAGCCCAAGCUUGGGCCAUGACCUGAAAGGAAUACUCCAGUGUUUUUAAAUUGAACCUCUAUCUGCCACAUCUAUACCUAGCCCUGUCACAAUUAUUACAUAAUCACCUGAUCACAAUUAUUUAUGCUGACCGCAGUUAUUUCCCACAAAUCAGUCAUGAUUAUGGUGCAACAAACAACAUGAAUUGGGUGUGUUUUCAUCCGUUAGGUUGAGGCAAAUACAUGGAAAUAAAAGAAAGCAGAAAAUGCAUUUAUUGAGACACCUCUCUUGUCUUACAGAUCUUGGGAAAAUAUUUUGCAUAGCACAAAAAGUAAUGUUAAAAAAAAAAAGCACACACACAAAAAAACUUUGCUUAGCACAUGGUCAUUUCGCCCCUUGCUGUCAUAUCAUCAAGUAUGGUAGUUCUGCAGGGUCUGCUGCUCUAUUAGUGUCCUCAUCUGAUGUCAUGUUUAACAUGUGCGCACAUCCUGUUAACUUUCUAGGUAAUGUUAUUUCUCAGUUCACGAGAGAACAUUCACUGAGAAUUCAUUGAGAACGUUCUUAAUUCACAAUUUCAACUUCCCACAUCCACUCCAGCCGAUUUACCUUUGCAAAGCAGUUAAAAGCACUGUCCUCAUUUGUGAAAUCAGUCAGUAGGCGUGACGAGGGGGAACGAAAGGGAUAAAAAAAACAUUUCGUAGUGGUAUCGAUUUGCAGUCUCUUGAAAUAAUUGGCAUUACGCCUAGACCACUGUAGUUGUGUCAUCAUUUUGUAGUCGGUGCCAUGUUCUUAUGCUCUGUGCCAUGUUCUUAUACUCUGGGCCUAAGCUCCAUUUCUCUAUGGCCAGAAUGAAUGAGGUUUUCGAAAAAUCGCCGCUGUCGCACCCUGUGUUAAAUAAAAAUUUUCAGAACCAGAUACAUUUUAUCCUGUGAACAUUCUUCUCCCGAAUACCACUGGGUCCUCUGAAUCCAGGUCGUUAAAGAGUUGAAAUAUGAAUAUUGCUACAUGUAAGCUAAAGCUACUGUGCACUAAAUUCACAUCAAUAGACUGACAGUCUCCUUAAGCAGGUUUUGGCAGUAAACAUUUCCAAGUACAGGCUGAGGGCAGAUGAAAACAAGCGAGAACAAAAUCAGCAGGUUUCCCUGCAGUUCUCUGUUCUUGAUCUGAUGCUCACUGAAACACGAUA
Molecule: messenger RNA, 2621 nt
Organism: Colossoma macropomum (tambaqui)
Lineage: Eukaryota; Metazoa; Chordata; Actinopteri; Characiformes; Serrasalmidae
Gene: kctd17
Product: potassium channel tetramerization domain containing 17
Exons: 7
Coding region: 118-1032 (304 amino acids)
Biological process (GO): protein homooligomerization; proteasome-mediated ubiquitin-dependent protein catabolic process
Cellular component (GO): Cul3-RING ubiquitin ligase complex; cytoplasm
Molecular function (GO): cullin family protein binding
Source: RefSeq, a predicted model, not a curated record